AUGCUGCACAGUGUUAUGCUAGGCUACGGACCGGGACGUGGGAGAAGAGAUAAUUUUCCCGGGUGUCAUCCAGACCGGCGAACAAGGCGAUUCAGGAUGAACCGGGGCGAGCAGGAGACUCUGUUCAGGCAGAGUCGUCAACUCACCAGGAUAGUGUCCUCCCGCGAGGACUUGGUCCUCAGUGUUCUCAAAGCCCCCAUCAGCCAGCAGCAACAGCAGCAGCAGCAGCAGCAGCAGUCUUGCAGGCAUCAACAGUACUUGCACAGCCCCCAGGAGCACCAAAACUCCCUCCCGGACCAUCAGAGUCACCACAAAAAAUGCCCUCAUCAAGGUCAAACUUACAACGAACGUCUUCCAAAGCAAAAGUCAGAGGAUCAAAACACGCGACUGACGGAGAAGCGGUACAGCGCGGCGGCGGCUUAUGCGGCGCUCCAGGGGAGCGAGGACGAGCUGGUCUCCUGCGACACCACCGAAGACUUUGCGCUAAAAACGCCCGGGAGUGAAACGGAGGACACCGACAACGGGGUGAACACGUUAGAGGACAACCCAACGCCGCGAAAGUUCACAUUCCUCAAGCGGUUCCGGUCCCCGAGGUUCGGAGAAGCCCAUCACAAGCGAGUUCCCACCCCUAUGAAGAGAAAGCACCGCAGAAAAAGAAGCAAAGGGGAUAUUAUUAGCAGAAACGACCCCGGCAAUGACGUUGGCGGAGAGGAAGAGGAAGAGGAAGAGGAAGAAGAAACCCCGAUUCCUGUUCAAGCCGGCGUACCUGAUCCCUACUACCCCAUUUACUUGCCCAUUGAUCAGGCUUUUAAGGCCAAGUAUGUCUUUCAUCACAAAAAGGGAAAAACAUUUCAAGAACGGCUUUAUGUUUUUCUCGAGCAUCCUGGCGGCUGGAUUUGUUUCGUUUAUCAUUUCACUGUGUUCAUGGUGGUAUUGGUGUGCCUCAUAUUUAGCGUACUGUCAACGAUAGAACAAUACAGUAAUUUCGCAAAUGAAACUUUGUUUUGGAUGGGUUCUGAGGUGAUAUUUUUUUGGUUUCAGGAAAUAUGCUUGGUUGUGUUCUUCGGCGUGGAAUAUAUGAUAAGACUAUGGAGCGCCGGCUGCAGAUUCCUUCAAAUUCUGCGAAUGCUCCAUGUCGAUCGUCAAGGUGGUACUUGGCGACUUCUCGGAUCCGUCGUAUUCAUUCACCGUCAGGAAUUAAUCACGACGCUCUAUAUCGGAUUUUUGGGGCUGAUAUUCAGCAGCUACUUUGUAUAUUUAGCCGAAAAAGAUGCCGUGGGACCUGAUGGCAAGACUGAUUUUGCCAGUUAUGCCGACGCCCUUUGGUGGGGUGUUAUUACCGUCACAACGAUAGGGUACGGAGACACUGUACCGCAAACCUGGAUGGGGAAAAUAGUCGCCUCCUGUUUCAGCGUGUUCGCAAUAUCAUUCUUUGCACUUCCAGCGCUAAUUUCAUAA
Messenger RNA from Cotesia congregata, 1458 nucleotides. Lineage: Eukaryota; Metazoa; Arthropoda; Insecta; Hymenoptera; Braconidae. The record is from the annotation of a GenBank genome assembly.